AUCGAUUGUGACACCUCUUCUAGUGACCAGAUUGAAUGUGUGUCGGCUGACGGAAAAACAGAAAAACCAUUAGAAAUAUGGAUGCUAACAAAGCGACAGAAACGGCAGCCAAAGAAAACGCCGCCGAUAAGGUAAGCGAGGUGGAAAAUGCAACUGCCGCAGCGGGGGAGGCAGCGAAAGUCGAAGGGGGCCCCAAAGAUGCAGCCGAACCCCCUGCAGCCGCCGCUGAAGUCGACGCCACUGCGGCCGCCACUGAUGACGACGCUGAUAAAAAAACCAAAGGAGACGCAGCAGCGGUUGUUUCAAAUACCGAAUCAGAUGCAGCUGCAGCGGACAAAAAGGAGAAAUCCCCUUCGCCGGCGGUGAAGAAAUCCAAUAGUAAGGAUGCUAAAAAGGAGGAGGAUUCCGAAAAGGAAGACGAGAACACGGAGGAUGGCGAUGAGCCGGAGGAGGACGAUGAGAAAGCCAGUGAUGAAGAGGGAGAGAAAAAGAAAUCAAAGCCAGAAGCAGAGGACAAGAAAAAGGAUGUCACAGAUGAGGCCAAGCCAAAGUCCGGAGCGGAAAAGGCGAAGAAACCGGAGCCUAAGGCCAAGAAUGGCAAGGUUGCCAAGGAAGAGGACGAUGAGGAGGAGGAUGAUGAUGAGGAUGCUGGAGAUGCUGACGGAGACGAGAACGAUGGCUUGGACAAGAACAAUGAGGUGGCCGAGGAUGAUGAGAAUGUCGUGGCUCUGGCUGAGAUUGAUCGCAUCAACGAGAACAUCAACAAGACUCGAGUGGAUGGCCUUCAGACCUUGCAUGCACUCUGCUUUGGUGCCCAAGGCAAGAACAAUGUGGUGAAGAAAAACUUGCGCUCCUUUGCCGGCUUUGAGUUUGCAAAGGAUUCAGCGGAGUACAACAAAAAACUGGAGGCCAUCAAAAAGGUGGACAACAAGGGGCUGCGCAGUAUCUGCGAGAUCCUUACCCUUGAUCGCAAGGGCAGCAAGAACGAGACUGUUUUGCGAGUGCUGAAAUUCCUAAUGGAACCCGACGAAUCGCUUUGCUUGGAGCAAGGCGACGAGGAGGAGGAAGACCCCGAGGAAGAGGAUCUGGAUGAGGAGGAGGAGGACCCGCCCAGCGAGGAGGACAAGAAGCGCAAGAGCGGCAAGUCAAGCGGUGCCGCUGGUGGUAGAGGCUCGGCUCGCAAUUCCACUGGACGUCCCAGACGAUCCACGGCAGGAAAAAAAAUGUCCGCAUAUGUAGAUUUCUCUAGCUCUGAGGAGAGCGAGCAGAAAGUGGCAGUGCCCAAAAGGAAACGCAACGAUGACUCGGAAUCGGGCUCAGAUUACAAUCCCUCUGGCAAUUCCGAUUCUGAUGCCGGCCGUGGUGGUGGCGGCGGUGGUGGUGCUGGUGCAGCAGGUCGCAAAGUCCCAAGUCGCGGUCGUCCGGCGCGCAAAAGUCGCCGAAGAAACUCCGAUUCCGAGGAAGAAGAGGAAUCCGAAGUGUCCGAAGCCGAUAGUGAUGUCCCAAAACGCAAGCGUGGUUCCGUGGGCAAACGUGGUCGACCGGCAGCUCCUCCGUCAGCUGGACGAAGGGGCAGAGGGCGGGGAGCAGCUUCACGAAAGCGCAAGGAUUCCGAUAGCGAAGAGGAUGAUGCAUCCGAGGAUGAAGAGGAGGAGGAGGUCUCGGAGUUUGGCAGCGAUCAAAGCGAGGAGGAACGUCCCAAAAAGAGUAAGAAACUCACUACGCCUGCGAAAAAUAGCAAAGCUAACAACAAGUCAAAGCCAGCUGGAAAAGCAGAUAGUCGAUCGAAAAAAUCAAAGAAAGAAUCGUCCGAAGAAGAGGAUGAUGUCGAUGACAAAGAUGAAUCCGACGAGGACGAGCCACUAACCAAAAAGGGCAAACUGGCAUUCCCAACGGAUGAACAAAUACGCGGCUAUGUCAAAGAGAUCUUGGAUAAAGCCAAUCUCGAGGAGAUUACCAUGAAAACAGUGUGCAAGCAGGUGUAUGCGAAAUAUCCAGACUAUGAUCUAACAGACAAGAAAGAUUUCAUCAAGGCCACAGUCAAAGCGUUAAUUGCGACAUAAAACUAAGUAGCGAAGAGUGCACUUUGAAGACGGGGGAGGGUCCAGGUCCUGUAGACAAACAAAAUAAAACAAACCGCGACAUCAAAGUCUGCAAGUUGUUUGCCAAGACAGAACAACGUUUGGCAUAGUUUGCGAAAAGUAACUCUUAGCAGUUGUCCUAUAAGUAUAUGAUUUGUAAUCCUAUCCUAAAAGCUAUCUGCAGUUUACCUUAAUUCUAAAGUCAGCGGCAGUAGACUAUCCAUUCUUAUAUAUAUUCAUGUGUAUAUAUAACUUUUUAUUUGUCCAACCGCACGCACGCAUACACAUUAUUUUCUAUUUUCUUGAAAGUAUGUGCUCUCGACAGCCCUGCAGAAAGUGUGUAAAUUAAGAAAAACAACAGAGAAACUUGUAAAAAUCCGAUAAAAGAACUAAACUGUAGUGCAUUUUGAUUUGACGUUCAACAAGAAAUUAUGUAUUUAAAGUUAAGGCACGAGAAAUAAUAAACAAAAAAGGCAAAAUUAAAAA
Drosophila elegans is the source of this 2567-nucleotide messenger RNA. It is a transcript of the gene Dek, whose product is annotated as protein DEK. The transcript is spliced from 11 exons. NCBI's taxonomy places the organism in Eukaryota, Metazoa, Arthropoda, Insecta, Diptera, Drosophilidae. Gene Ontology annotation, biological process: regulation of double-strand break repair; chromatin organization. The record is from RefSeq and is a predicted model, not a curated record. Gene Ontology annotation, cellular component: nucleus. Gene Ontology annotation, molecular function: histone binding; DNA binding. Bases 78 to 2063 code for a protein of 661 amino acids.